Lutzomyia longipalpis is the source of this 4535-nucleotide messenger RNA. RefSeq names its product E3 ubiquitin-protein ligase Nedd-4 (gene Nedd4). The transcript has 12 exons. NCBI's taxonomy places the organism in Eukaryota, Metazoa, Arthropoda, Insecta, Diptera, Psychodidae. The record is from RefSeq and is a predicted model, not a curated record. Gene Ontology annotation, biological process: regulation of dendrite morphogenesis; ubiquitin-dependent protein catabolic process. Gene Ontology annotation, molecular function: protein binding; sodium channel inhibitor activity; ubiquitin protein ligase activity. Bases 311 to 3118 code for a protein of 935 amino acids.
CGGUGUUGUCAACAAACUCGUGAUCGACGUUUUUACGUUUUUGUUGACUCUUUUCUCCUCUGCGAGGCUCUUCCUUAUCCAAUUUGUUUUUUUUUUAAUUGUUAUCGUUUCUCUGGGAAAUUGUGGAAAAGCUCGUUGUAACGUUGUGAAAAGUAGUGUGGAUCCCGUGUUGUGUGUACCACGAGAAUUUUGGAGUGAUUGUGCGAAAAUCUGCUCUACUUUUUUCGAAACCUGUGCGCCACCUCCCAUUGUUUCGAGUGGAUGCACAACUGGAAAAUUUUCCGUGGAAGCAUUUAAUGGGCUCUAAGUGAUGUCGUCGCUCAGUACGUACAACUACGUCCAGCCCCAGGUGCCACCUCGUCCACGACGGAGAGCCCAGUCGGUGGUAACGCAGGGCCCCGCUGUGACUUCCUCGCCACGGAGAUCACUUUUCGAAUUGACCUCAAGUGAAGAAGGAACUAGUCAGAUUAGGAUCAAAGUGAUAGCUGGACAUUCUUUGGCCAAAAAGGAUAUAUUCGGUGCUAGUGAUCCGUAUGUGAGAAUUGAUUUAAAUACGAUAAAUGGCAACAUUAACAUCGAUUCAGUACUUACAAAGACCAAAAAGAAAACCUUGAACCCUAAAUGGAAUGAAGAAUUUGUCUUUCGGGUAAAACCCGGAGAGCACAAGCUUGUUUUUCAAGUAUUCGAUGAGAAUCGUCUGACAAGGGACGAUUUCUUGGGUAUGGUUGAAUUGACAUUGGUUAAUUUGCCAAAAGAGCAGGAGGGACGUACGAUUCCACCAAAAAGUUACCCACUUCGGCCACGCAGGUCAGUUGGUGCUCGAUCGCGAGUUCGUGGCACUUUGGAUAUUUAUCACGCUUUCAUACGGGAUCUGGAUUCAACCAGUGAGACAUCAGAUUGGGAGAUUGUCGAUGACGGGGCUAGCAACAGUGACGGAUCGGCGACACCAUUGAAUGCAUCAUCGCUAUUUGGAUCAUCGGGUGUGGAGGCACUGCCACAGGGUUGGGAAGAGCGCCAGGAUGCCAAUGGGCGAACGUACUACGUGAAUCACGUGGCACGUACGACACAGUGGGAACGUCCGACGGCACUCACGAGUAACACAGUGGCUGAAGAGGAGAUGAGCAAUGCAGCAGCAGAAUUCCAUCGACGCUUCCAUAUCAGUGUGGAUGAAUCGGACUCAAGGAGUAAUCAGGGAGAUAAUAUGAGCUUGAGCUCAGAAAUGGGCUUUAUGGGUUCGGUGACUUCCCUCAAUGAUCUCAAUCGAUCGGGUUCCAUAAGUUCCAAUCACAGCACAGCCGGGGGACGCCCAACGCGGCCAGCACCGGGUAUUCCGCGUGAUCAUCAGCUACACAGGCAAAAUGCAACGCGACGACAUGCUCCGAGACCACCGUCCAGAUUCACCACACCUGUGGUCAACGAGGGGGUGGUAAGCAGUGGUGGCCAAAGUAGCAGGGUAUUGCCAAGGAAUAGAAAUUCCGUGGAGGACAAUGAGGAGCACAGUAAUAGUGAGAAUGAAGAUCUUGACACAUCAGACAGUGGUGCAGGUACCAACAAUCAGGCACGUUCUCCAUCAACACCGCAGUCGCGGCAGAGCUCAACGGAGGACAACUCAGCCACAUCCUCACCCGAUACGACGGCAACGUCAAAUCCACCCGAUACAGCGGGUCUACCGCCGGGUUGGUCAAUGCAGGUAGCACCCAAUGGGAGGAUAUUCUUUAUUGAUCACAACGAACGGAAAACAUCGUGGGUUGACCCACGUACGGGACGUGCAAGUCCAAUGCCUAAUGCAGCGGGAAGAUCACCAGCAAGUCGGAAGCCUGAGGAUGAUUUGGGGCCACUGCCAGAAGGAUGGGAGGAGAGGGUUCAUUCAGACGGGAGGAUAUUCUACAUUGAUCACAAUACAAGAAUAACUCAAUGGGAAGAUCCACGACUAUCAAAUCCCAACAUUGCCGGCCAGGCUGUACCGUAUUCGCGUGAUUAUAAGCAAAAGUAUGAGUACUUCAAAAGUCAACUGCGAAAGCCAACGAGUGUACCGAAUAAGUUUGAGAUUAAAGUGCGACGGACAUCGAUCUUUGAGGAUUCCUAUCGCGUGCUAAAUUCCGUGACGAAAACUGAUCUCCUCAAGACGAAGCUCUGGGUGGAAUUUGAGGGGGAAGUUGGCCUUGAUUAUGGUGGUUUGGCGCGUGAGUGGUUCUUCUUGCUCUCCAAGGAGAUGUUCAAUCCCUACUAUGGGCUCUUUGAGUACUCAGCCAUGGAUAACUAUACGCUGCAGAUAAAUCCCUUUAGUGGACUGUGCAAUGAGGAACAUCUCAAUUACUUUAAAUUCAUCGGGCGUGUAGCUGGUAUGGCGGUCUAUCAUGGAAAAUUACUUGAUGCCUUCUUCAUCCGCCCAUUCUACAAGAUGAUGCUACAGAAGCCGAUUGAUCUGAAAGAUAUGGAGGCUGUUGAUAUGGAAUACUACAAUUCCCUACUUUGGAUCAAGGAAAAUGAUCCGAGUGAACUUAUGCUCACUUUUUGCAUUGAUGAGGAGACAUUUGGUACGACAAAUCAGCGCGAACUCAAGCCAAAUGGGGCAAAUAUUGAUGUGACGAAUGAGAAUAAGGAUGAAUACAUACGUUUAGUGAUUGAAUGGCGAUUUGUGUCGCGUGUAAAGGAGCAAAUGCAUGCCUUCCUCGAGGGCUUUGGAUCUGUUGUGCCACUCAAUAACCUCAAGAUAUUCGAUGAGAAUGAAUUGGAAUUGCUCAUGUGCGGCAUUCAGAAUAUCGAUGUGAAAGACUGGAAAAAGAAUACACUCUACAAAGGCGACUACUAUGCAAAUCACGUUAUUGUCCAAUGGUUUUGGCGGGCUGUUUUAUCAUUCUCAAAUGAAAUGCGAGCGAGAUUAUUGCAAUUUGUGACGGGAACGUCGCGUGUACCGAUGAAUGGGUUCAAGGAGUUGUACGGGUCGAAUGGGCCGCAAAUGUUCACGAUUGAAAAGUGGGGGAACCCCGAGAAUUUCCCCAGAGCUCACACAUGUUUCAAUCGAUUGGAUUUGCCGCCAUAUGAGAGUUAUCUCCAGCUUAAAGAUAAACUUAUAAAAGCCAUUGAAGGGAGUCAAGGAUUUGCCGGUGUUGACUAAAAGAAGACAUUUUUUUUCUUUGUUCUUUGUAAUGCGAAGUGUUCGUGUUUCUUUUGUAUAAAAAAAAAUAAUAAUAAUUAUGGGAAAUUCUCUUUAUUGAAGAAGAAGAAGAAAAUUAAGCAUACACAACUUUUUGAUAAAGCUUUCAAGUACAUUAUACAUACAUUAUAAUAAUUAUCUAAACUCCAGAUUUAUUCUUCCUUUUCUCCUUAAUUUUUGUGUACAUAAUAAAUAAAAAAAAAAUAGGAAAAUACAAUAAUAUCCCUGACAUUUUGACCAAAUAUUUAAUAGACAAAAAAAAAUAUUGCAAUUUAUUGCUAAUUUCUCCCAAUUUUUCACUCAAUGUGAAUUUCUUUCAAAAAAAUAUUAUUAAAAUGGUUCAAUUGGUUGAUUUUGUGUGUGUUUGUGUGUUAAACAUUCCCUCUUACAAUGCCAAUACUUUUUCAAAAAAAAAAUAAAUAAAGGAAGAAAUUUACUUUGAAUUGUCUGAAUUUUGAAAUGAUAAAAUUCACACAUUUAAUUGUGAAUUAAUCCUAGUUUAAUUUCUCUGCUGCCGCAACGUGUAUUCACGCAAUAAAGGGAUGAAAUGGGGCGGCAUUUAUAAGCAUCUCUUUGCAUUGUUGAGAAAAUUAGAUCUUAAAAAAAAGAGCCCAGAAUGAAAAUUAAAUGAAAAAAAUGAAAUAAAAUUUAUUAAAAUUUAGGAAAGAAAAAAAAACUUUACAUUAUAAAUGUAAGAUUUUCUUGUGAAUAUAAAUCCAUUUAAAAUCUAAUUUAUUUUCUAUUUGUAGGCUAUUUUAAAAGAAAAAAAAUCUUCUAGUUGUGUUUUAUUUUUCACUCAUAGUUUUGCUGUAAAAAAAAACUUAAGAAAAAACGAAUGCCAAAUUUCUUAAACUGUAAUACUUACAAAAAUUUUAUAUUUUGAUUUUGUGUUAUUUUUUCUCCCCAAUUUUUUGUGGGUAAAAAAAAUAUGUAGAAGAAUUAAUUAAAAUUCUUUUUUUUUUUUGGAUAUUGCAAGUUUCUUUGUAAUUGUAGUGAUUCAAAAAAAAAUUAAUCGUGUUGAAUGUCAAAAUGAUAAGAAAAGAAUUUCUUUCCAAAAAAAAAAGUUGUGUGCGUAAAAGACUUUUGUUCUGCUCGGUUUUGGAAUAUACAAAAGAAAGAAUAAUAUAUAAAAUAGUGCCUUUAUUCACCGGGAAAAAAUAUAAGAAAAUAUUCAAAUCACUGAAAACGAUUCCAUACCACGAAAAAGAGAGAAAAAUGGAAAGAAUUAAAAGGGUAAAUCUUGAAUGAAAAUUACUGUGAAAAGACUUGUGAAAGCGUAUUUGAGUUGACUUUGAAGGGCCAAAAAUUAAAGAGAGUUUGCCUUUAAAUCACCUCAAAAAAUUGACGCAGAAAGAAAAUAAAUAAAAAGAUGGUAUUA